Messenger RNA from Dunckerocampus dactyliophorus (ringed pipefish), 3102 nucleotides. RefSeq names its product neutral sphingomyelinase (N-SMase) activation associated factor (gene nsmaf). The record is from RefSeq and is a predicted model, not a curated record. NCBI's taxonomy places the organism in Eukaryota, Metazoa, Chordata, Actinopteri, Syngnathiformes, Syngnathidae. The coding region runs from base 240 to 3071 and encodes 943 amino acids. The transcript has 31 exons. Gene Ontology annotation, molecular function: protein binding.
UAUAUAAGAGAGGAGAAGACCCCGUCGGCUCGUUUAAGAAGAAAACAACCUUUCACCGCUCUCUUCUCCCCAAAGAGUAGCCAGAAGGACAGCUAGACCCAAACCAAUGGGUGCUCAGGAGUAGACGAAGAUCGUUUGUGUAACGGUCACGUGGUGUGGAGCAAGCUUCCUUGUUGACAGGCGUUUGACUGACUGGCGUCUUCGGCGAGCUGAGGCGUAGAGGAGGAUGGUUUGCAGCCAUGGCGUUUUUGAAGACUAAAGAGAGAAAGAAAGAGAGAUUCUCUCUCUUGCUACUAGAUUUGGAGGAAUAUUAUUUUGAAGAGCACACAGCGUACCACGUGACCAGCAGCUCAGCCAAGACCAGAAAAGUCCGAGGUUCAUUCAAGGUGUGUUCCAGAUCAGUCAUUUUUGACCCGGAUGAUCUCACAGAACCAAUUUUAAAGAUUCCACUGCGAGACUGCCAGAAGAUCCAGUUUGAGGAAAAGGAGAGCAACCCAUUCCAUGAACCAAAGCCAUCCUCUAUUUCAGUUCACUGUGAGCAGGUUAUUUACAUCAAAGAAAACUGCAUCAUUUCACCUUACAGAAACCAAAGAGGGACAAAGAGGGUGAACUUUCAGCUGGAAGUGUGGCGGAAAACUGAAGAUGUUGUUCAAACUUUACAUCAGCUGCACAGAGCAUCGUGUCUGGAAAAGCUUGGAGACCAGACGGCCAUGAUUACUGCCAAUCUCCAGUCUCGGCUGGCGAGGUCAUCUUUUGACAAGCUGUGCUUGCAGAGCGUUGCUGAGAAGCCUCACAUGGAGUGUGCGGUGGCCAUGGUCCUGCCUCUGGUGUGCAAUCCCGGCCACGUCUGCAUUACGGACGACAAUCUCUACUUCCAGCCCCUGAGUGGAUAUCCGGAACAAGUCCUUCAGAUCAAACUGCAUAAAGUCAGGCGGAUCUACAAGAGAAGGCAUGGACUCCGCCCCCUGGUCAGUUCAGUCGCCACAUUCUCACAUACAAAUGGUAUAUUUAUGUGCAUGAGGGUGCACGUGUCUCUCCCGUGUCUCUCCCCCAUACAGGGUCUUGAGGUAUUCUGCUCGGAGAACGACUUCUGCUCGGACAUCUAUCUGAAGUUUUACAAUACGGCAGACAGAGAUGAAAUGUACUACUACAUCGCCACUUUCCUGGACAACCACCUGACGGAGCACACGGCAGAGAGUUACAUGCUGCAGUGGCAGCGUGGCCACCUGAGUAACUUCCAGUAUCUCCUCCACCUCAACAACCUGGCCGACCGCAGCUGCAACGACCUCUCGCAGUACCCCGUCUUCCCCUGGGUCAUCGCCGACUACACAAGCUCACAACUCGAUCUGACAAACCCUGACACAUUCAGGGACCUGAGCAAACCUGUUGGAGCGUUAAACCGGGAGCGCUUGGACCAGCUUCUGUGUCGCUUCAGAGGCAUGCCGGAGCCUCGCUUCUUGUACGGCAGCCACUACUCGUCUCCCGGCUACGUCCUUUUUUACCUGGUCAGAGUUGCUCCAGAACACAUGUUGUGUCUGCAGAACGGCCGCUUUGACCACGCAGACCGCAUGUUCAACAGUAUCGGAGAUACGUGGAAAAACUGCUUAGAGGGGGCAACGGACUUUAAAGAGCUGAUACCAGAAUUUUACGGGGAUGACCCCAGCUUCUUGGGAAACCAGCUCAAUCUGGAUCUGGGCCGACGGCAGAACGGAAGCUACGUCGGCGAUGUCUCCCUCCCGCCCUGGGCCUCAGAUGCUAAAGAUUUUCUUCAGAAGCACAAGAUGGCGCUAGAGAGUCCGUACGUGUCGGAGCACCUCCACGAGUGGAUUGACCUGGUGUUUGGCUUCAAGCAGAGAGGCAGUGAAGCGGUCGUGGCUAAUAACGUCUUUCACCCGCUGACCUAUGAAGGUGGUGUCGACUGUGACAGUAUCGAGGACCCGGACCAAAGGGUGGCCAUGCUGACACAGAUACUGGAGUUUGGUCAGACCCCCAAGCAGCUCUUCACCACUCCUCAUCCUCAGAGGAUCACGCCAAGGGUGCAGCAGAACCUCACCAGGAGCCCCAGCCUCACCUCGCCUAUCAGUGAACUCACCCCAGGCUCACUGAACGAGGACUCGUCCUUCGAAGAUUUGACAGAGGAGACCAGGAAGUUGGUGUGGUCCAACGUGGGCCGUCUCACGCCGAGCUGUCGCCACAAGAUCCAUAAGGAGGCAGUGACGGCCAUCGCUGUGACUCGAGAUGGAGCUUCUAUUUUCACCACAUCCCAAGACUCAACGCUGAAGAUGUUCUCCAAAGAACUGAAGGACUUUCAGAGGAGUGUAUCUUUCUCUAACAUGGCCUUGUCAUCGUGCUUGAUGCUGGCAGACGGUGAAAUUGUGGCGUGUUCGUCGUGGGACAAUAACGUUUAUUUCUACUCCAUCCCGUACGGGAGGCGUCAGGACACGCUGAUGGGUCACGACGACGCUGUCAGCGAAGUGUGCUGGUCCAACAACAAGCUCUACACGGCGUCCUGGGAUUCCACCGUCAAGGUGUGGCAGUGCGAUCCCCGUGCUUUGUGCGCUCACAAGAGAUCUCACUUUGAGCUGCUGGCGGAACUGGAACAUGAUUCUGGGGUGAACGCUGCCGGACUGAGUCCUUCGGGGUGUUUGCUGGUGUCGGGAUGCAAGGACGGGGCCGUCACCAUCUGGGACACGAGCACCUACGGAACGCUGCAGCAGGUGGACUGCCACACGGGCACCGUGCACCGCUUGGCCUUCAGUCCCGAUGGUCUCCAUGUCCUCAGCAUCGGCACCGACUCCUGCAUGAAAGUUACUGACGUGCAGACGGGAAUGGUCAUCUCAUCUGUCAAAGUCGAGGAGGAGCUGAGGUGUUUCUGCUGGGAUGGCAACUCUGUGUUGUGUGGGGGGCAGUCAGGUGACCUCCUGCUGUGGGACUUAAUGAGUAACGCCAUCACCUCCAGGAUGUCGGCACAUUCAGGUGCAGUCACGGCCAUCUGGAUGAAUGAGCUGUGUGGCACGGUGGUCACGGGUGGAGAGGACAGACAGAUCAUCUACUGGAAGAUGCACAAUUAAACACGAGAAAAUAAAGCAGCAGUGAAAUAUC